GUUACAUUUACACCUUUCUCUCUCCCAUUCUGGCACUCCUCAGUCUCUCUCUCUCUCUCUCUCUCUCUCUCUGAACUUCGCUCGCUGCAGCAACCCGCUAGCUGAAUUUUUGGGUCUCCUUCAUACCCUCCCCCUCUCUCCCCCUCACUCUCACUGUCUUUCUUCCUUGUGUGAGUAAUGGAACCUGCGAAGAUCGACUGGAAGAGACUGGAGUGGCACUUUGUAGAAGACGAAAAAUACGAGCACAUUAACGCACCGAAAUGGGUCGAUUUCUUGGCCCCAGACCAAUCCGUGGACGAUGAGGACUGGUUUUGCAGACCCGAUUGUAAGCAUCCCAAGACAGUGGACGAUUUUCUCAGAUCAACUCCUUCAAAGCUUUUGAGCUCGGUUGAUUCUCCAGGAAUUCUUCCAUUGGGUGACCAAAAUAGGAGAGAUCAGAAGUUGAAGAGAAGGGUGCCCACCCUAUCUUCGGCUUCCCCAGAUGGCAAACUCAAAUUCAAGCACGACAGUGAGAAUCAGAACCCAAACCUGGUUACUCCACCAAGUAAUAAUCCAUUGAAAUUGACGAAGGCAUCAAUCAAGUCAAGCGAUGAGAAAAAGAGACUCAUUGAUGACACGUCGCAGCACAACAAGGUGCCUUCACUGAGAUCCACACUCUCAGCAAAGAAUUUGUUUGCAGGGAGGCCUAUCUUGAGCCAAAUCACAGAAUUCUGCAAUGAACUGAAGAAAUUAGCAACAAGAGGUAGAGAGAGAGAGAACGAUGAAAAUGUGAAUGAGAUUAAAAGUGAAGAGGGCGAGGAGAAUCAAAAAGCAAACGAAGGGCCUCCGCCUGUUCAGCCUUCGGAACAGUCAGUUAAGGAAGAGAAAGAAAGGAAGCCGUUGCUUGAAGUGACCGGAAAAUCUGAGGCAAGAAACAAUAAACCGAAGCUGCAGAGAAAGAAAAGAGCGGAUGAGACCGAAAAUAUGCCUAUUAUGCUGGACUUGGAGAAUGUGAGACGCAAGAAAGAUGAGAACUUAAUGCAAAUUCGCACAAACCCUCCCUCUCCUCAGUGCUUCUCUGCUAUUCGUGAUACAAAUAAAACUACCCCUCCAAAGGCUUCCAAAUCCAGAUUAAUGGAGAGAGGAAUUCUUCAAGAAGUUGAGCAAAAGAAAACGAUGGAGUUUCCUGAGAACAGUAGCCAAGACAUCUCAAUAGUUGAUGGGAAAGAAGCAAGAGCUUUGGACGUGUUCUGGUUUUUGAAGCCUUGCACAUUAUCCAGCUAGCUUCAUUGACAAAAUGCUAUGAUUGAUUCUUUCAUUCUUUAUUUUAUCUUUAGGAAUACAUAAAGUCCUGCAAAACUACACUAGUUUAUUCUAGGUUCUUAGUCAUUCUUUUAUUAUUGUCUCUUGUUCCUCCCAUAUUCUUCUACAAAUGAUAAGAGGAAUCUGAAAACUUAAGGAUUCAUUAAUACUUGUAUUAAACAAAAGAUUUGUGAAUAAAAUGUUGAAUCCGUGCUGCUUUCCUGAGGAACAAAUAA
Molecule: messenger RNA, 1517 nt
Organism: Prosopis cineraria
Lineage: Eukaryota; Viridiplantae; Streptophyta; Magnoliopsida; Fabales; Fabaceae
Exons: 6
Coding region: 178-1263 (361 amino acids)
Source: RefSeq, a predicted model, not a curated record